Messenger RNA from Olea europaea var. sylvestris, 1886 nucleotides. RefSeq names its product probable receptor-like serine/threonine-protein kinase At4g34500. Gene Ontology annotation, biological process: protein phosphorylation. Gene Ontology annotation, molecular function: ATP binding; protein kinase activity. NCBI's taxonomy places the organism in Eukaryota, Viridiplantae, Streptophyta, Magnoliopsida, Lamiales, Oleaceae. The record is from RefSeq and is a predicted model, not a curated record. The transcript has 7 exons. The coding region runs from base 193 to 1629 and encodes 478 amino acids.
UCCGCUUGGUAGCCAUUGAAGGCCACGCUUUGGCUUAAAUCUCAAAUUUCUCACUUUUUUCAAUUUCCACUGAACUUUUCUAUUUUCUUCGCCAUUUUUUACUUAUUAUGUAAUCCUCUCAACCACCAUUCAUAUGCCAUAAUUCAGUUUUUUUCAUACACACGCACUGCAUUGACAUUCUCUCCGGAUGAAAUGGCGGUUUCCGACAAUUCCACCGGCUCCGAUGAAUCUUCAGGCAGCAUUUUUACCUCCAGAACCCCAAUUCUUGGUCAAAAACUGGAUGUGGUAAUCAUAACGACAGUCGUUGUAAUGCUUAUAAUUUUCCUGUUAAUUUUGCUUUUCCUCCGUUUGAAUCGGAAAUCAAAGCGAAAUCGCAUUGCCGUGAAGUACAGCUCGGGACUGUUACCAUUAGAGAUCAACGAAAUCAAAGACUCGGAUCGCACUGAAAGUCGUAAAGUGAAUGAGCUGGAAAACAAAAACAUAACGUUUUUGGUAGAAGACGUGGUGAAGGGUGUUGAAUUCGGUAAAAAAGGAGACUCGGAGAGCAAUGAGUUGGAUUCCAAUCGAAGCGCGUCGUCAUCAUCCGCUGCGGCAUCGAGUGAUGGGGUGAAUAACUACGGAUGGGGCCGAAUGUACAGUUUGAAGGAGCUGAAAAUUGCGACCAAUCAAUUUUCCGAUGAAAAUGUGAUAGGAGAAGGCGGUUAUGGCAUUGUUUAUCGAGGCAUUUUGCAUGAUGGCUCUGUAGUUGCAGUUAAAAGUCUCCGAAACAACAAGGGUCAGGCAGAGAACGAGUUCAAGGUGGAAGUUGAAGCCAUUGGAAAAGUAAGACACAAGAACCUCGUGUGUCUGAUUGGGUUUUGCGCAGAAGGGAGUCAGAGGCUACUUGUGUACGAGUACAUUGAUAAUGGCAAUCUGGAGCAGUGGUUACAUGGUGAUGUGGGGCUGGUUAGCCCUCUCACUUGGGAGAUCAGGAUGAAAAUUGCCAUUGGGACAGCGAGAGGCCUAGCAUAUUUGCAUGAAGGAUUGGAACCCAAAGUUGUGCAUCGUGAUGUAAAGUCCAGCAACAUUCUUCUUGAUAGGAAAUGGAACCCUAAAGUAUCCGAUUUCGGACUUGCCAAGUUAUUAGGAUCUGAGAAAAGCUAUGUUACAACGCGAGUGAUGGGAACGUUUGGAUAUGUUUCCCCUGACUAUGCAAGUACUGGAAUGCUCAACGAGGGGAGUGAUGUAUAUAGUUUCGGUAUUUUACUGAUGGAGUUAAUUACAGGAAGAAGUCCUGUUGACUAUUCAAGACCACCUGGAGAGAUGACCUUGGUCGACUGGUUCAAAGGGAUGGUGUUAAGUCGUCGUGGAGAAGAGUUAGUAGAUUCCAUGAUUGAUGUUCCUCCUCCUCCGAGAGCUUUAAAGAGAGUACUACUCAUCUGCCUUCGCUGUAUAGAUUUGGAAGCCAACAAGCGUCCAAAGAUGGGGCAAAUCGUACACAUGCUUGAAGCAGAUGAUUUUCCUUAUCGCACUGAACCUCGAUCUACUCGUGAAACAUCUCCUCUACAUCCCCGAGAAACUCGUAACAACAAAAUUCUAUUCUCUCCUGAGGAUGCGGUGAAUGAUGUACAAAGAUCUAGGAGGAGAUGAUCAUUGUUGAUGGUGAUGCACGGAGGUAUACUGGUUUAAUAACGAUUAAUACUUAUUUACGAAGUUAUAUUUGUAAGAAAAGGAAGUGAAAUGAUUGCUUAUCAGUAUCUCCUGAUACAUUAUUGUUUUUUUAUUACACACUUGUUAUAUGACGAUCUAAGUGAGCCUUGUAUAUACAAUUAUGUUACAUGUAUGUUUGAUAUGCGCGGACUAUGGGAUUAGGAUAGGUAUAAUAUAUAUUUUAAUUUCCUUUCCUU